Molecule: messenger RNA, 2509 nt
Organism: Oncorhynchus tshawytscha (Chinook salmon)
Lineage: Eukaryota; Metazoa; Chordata; Actinopteri; Salmoniformes; Salmonidae
Gene: tbpl1
Product: TBP-like 1
Biological process (GO): DNA-templated transcription initiation
Molecular function (GO): DNA binding; general transcription initiation factor activity
Source: RefSeq, a predicted model, not a curated record
UAAACAGGAAGCAGUUAGCCAGAAGGUUAUCGGCUGAACACAGAAGCGAGAGCAAAUAACGUUACAUUUCGCCCGUGAUAAUGGCGUUUGUUUUUUAUUUUGGCAACAGUUCAGUGAGGUAUAUCUCCACUUAAGAAGAAAAUACAGUCUUGGAGAAUUCCAUCAAACUAGCUAACUAAUGUAAAAUUAAAAAUUAAAAAAAAAAUAAUAAUAAUAAAAAGCAAGUUACCCCUGAAGAGCUAACAACGUUAGCCAUUUUCUUUGUUAAUUGGCUGGCUAGCGAGCUGAUAACGUGUACCGGGCUACAUGUCAAUGUCCUCUCUUUGUUUGCAAGCCUGUGUGUCUAACUAACUAUUGAUGUAACUAGGUAACAAGCGAACUAACGUUAACGACCAAUGAGUUACGAGGUGAUUGUGCAGGUCAGGCGUACACAGUAUAUCGUUUUUUCUGACCGGGGUCGUAUGAACAUCCCUGGUCUGUGUGCUGCAAGGAGCAGCUGUUGAGGAGUUCCCGGAUAAAUCCUCAUUAUCACGUCCAUCUGUGGAGCUAAUUGUCUCUAUUUUCCACCUGAGACGAGUCUGAUAGAAGAACAAGAACAUCUACAGACAAACCCGUGUUCGUAUCCAGGCGGUUGUCAUGCACCUGUAAUCCGCUUCCUGUCAGCCAGACAGCCGGGCCCAGCCACCCAGACCCAGCCACAGCGCUCCGGUCCAGUGGGUCCCCAUGGAGCCCAGUAAUGACGUAGCGUUGGAUAUCAUUAUCACCAAUGUGGUGGCUGUAUUCAGGACACGCUGCCACCUCAACCUGCGCACCAUCGCUCUGGAGGGGGUCAACGUAAUCUAUAAACCUGAAUAUGGGAAAGUCCUGAUGAAACUCCGCAAACCCAGGAUCACCGCUUCCAUCUGGUCUUCAGGGAAAAUCAUCUGUACCGGCGCUACCAGCGAGGAUGAGGCUAAGCAGGGAGCCCGGAGGUUAGCCCGCACCCUGCAGAAACUGGGCUUCAAGGUGAGGUUCUCAGAGUUCAAGGUGGUGAAUGUCCUGGCAGUGUGCUCCAUGCCCUUCGCCAUCCGACUCAUCGACUUCACCAAGAACAACCGGCCCAUCGCCAGCUAUGAGCCAGAGCUCCACCCAGCUGACCACAGGAUCAAAACCCUCAAGGCCACCGUCCAGGUCUUCUCUACCGGCAGCCUUACCAUCACAGGACCAAAUGUGCAGGCUGUAGCCACGGCUGUAGAGCACAUCUACCCCAUGCUGUUAGAGUGUCAGAAACCCCUCCGCAAAUAACACACACGGAAAAACAAGAACGAAAUGGAGAGAGAAAGACAGAGGCUAAAAAGCACCUCAUCCAUUGGAUGCAUUGUAUUAUCCUCAACUUGUCUGCCCCGGCAACAGUCUGGGCCUUUGUCCUGAUUGGCUGGAUUUGUCCAGGAAGUCAGAAAGGCAGCUUCCGUCCUCCUACUGUCCAAUGACCUGUUGUCUUGGUGACAGCUACGCCCUCUGAACUUUGACCCUGGAUGACCUCUACAGUAUGACCUCUAACCUUUCACCUUUAGCAGCCAGCCAGCCAAUGAUGGCUGCUCCAGUGACUGAUUCACACUAGAAUGGGCAGGACUCUCCAAGCCAACCAUUAUUCCUUAUUAUUUUAGAUUUGAUGAUGUCACGGGCUGUGUUCCAAAUGGCAGCCUAUUCCCUAUAUAGUGUACUACUUUCAUGGGUCCUGGUCUAAAGUAGUGCACUAUGUAGGGAAUAGGGCUCUGGUCUAAAGUAGUGUACUUUAUAGGGAAUAGGGCCCUGGUCUAAAGUAGUGCACUAUAUAGGGAAUAGGGCUCUGGUCAUAGGCUGUCAUUUGGAACACACACAAGGGUUUUAAUGCAUGGGCAGACAGACCAUUCUUCAACAUGACCUGUCCCACAGAACAUGACAGACCAGUCUUCAACAUGACCUGUCCCACAGAAUGAGGGUUUUAACAGAACAUGACAUAACAGACAUUUCCAUAAGAAGCUUUGAAAGUCCCAUUUGACCGUGAUGUUGAACAGAGCCUUGUUUUUAGACCCUGUAGUCAUCUGCUCUAUUCAAAUCACUGGGAUUACAAAAUUCCUGUAACUUUCCACCAAUUCCCAGGUUCUCCGAAAAUCUCGGUCGGACGAUUCCAGAUGACCUGUUUCUUCCAUCCUUUCCUGGGAAAACUUCCUACUGUGAUUUCUUGAAAACCUGGAGAAUUCUGGGAGAGUUUCCGGUGUUACGCAACCCGACAUGUCCCCCUUUAACCACAGAUCAGAUGUUUCCAUCCACCUUGGUAGUCUUUUACUUGAGAUGCGUCUUCUGGAAGAUUCCGUCCGUGAGUUGUUCAGGCUGGGGCAUUGAAUACUUGACAGACAGGUGGUGGUUGUUGAUCUGUGGAGAGAAACACCUGCUGGAAUGGGAAAUGCUUGUCCUAUUCCUGUCCUGAUUGUUGUAUGGUUGGACUUUUUUUGUAUUUUAUAAAUAAAAUAACAUUUUAAAAAAAGGG